AACAUGCUUUUUACUGCAUCUUGACUAAACUCCAAAGGAAAAACAGAAAACCAAGGAUUGGAGAUACAUCUGGUUUUAUUUGAUCUUUUUUAGCAUUUCCAUCUGAUUUACUUCAGCUUUUACUCUGUAAAAAAAAAUCCCACAUCAGAAAAAUAAUACUUUUUAGUUUUGUUUUAGUUUUCAGCACCAGCAGCCAUGUACAGCUCCAGCUACUCCCGUGCCAAACUUGGCCCGGAGUCCAGACAGCCACUGUAUAGGAACAAAGGAAAGAGCUGCGGCUACUACAUGAGGAUUGUUUUUUUCUUUUCAUCCCUCAUCCAAUCUCUCAUUAUCGUCAGCCUUGUGCUCUUCCUCAUCUAUGGACAGCCAGAAAAGUCUGCAGAGGAGAAACGAGUCGAGGAACUGGAGCAAGGCUUUAAUAAGCUAAACGUGAACAACUUUGAACUGAAGAAGGAGAAAGCUGAGCUCGAAGCUAAGCUGGCUGCUCAGAAAGCUGAGAAAGCUGCUCUAGAGAAACAGAUGGCAAAACAGCUAAACGAAACUACCAAAGUAGAAAACGAGCUCAAGAAAAAGAUUACAACCCUUCAAAAUACAGUGACUUUGCUGCAGCGUCCAACUCGUACUUUCAUCCCGCCCCCACCACCUCCCCCGGUCACAAAUAACAAUCAAGGAAUUCUAAAAGCAACCAUCUCUGAAAAGGAAAAAUUAAUAGCCCUUGUUAAAUCAAACUUCACUCAGACGGUUCAGUAUCUGAGUCACGAGAGGGACAGGGCCCUCCGAGAACGAGACAUCCACAUCGAGGAAGCCAUCAACCUCCGCAGAGAUAACAACCUCCUGAGGGAACAGAUAAAUAUCUAUACCAGGAAAUGCAAAGAAGACUUUGCUCAGUCUCUGGAUGGGAUCCAGUCGGUGACCACCAAGUUUUUGAAUCAGAUCCACAACAUGUUCCCUCACUCGCAGACGUUCCACCUCUCCUGCCAAAGCCAGAGGGAGCAGCUGGAGAAGAUCCGAAGCAGCUGCACCAACCUGUCCAGGGAUGUGGAGAGCAAGUUCCAACUCUAUCUGGACAAUGUGGGCAACAAGGUGGUGGAGAUUCAGGGUCUCUCUAGUAAGCUGGAGGCGCACAACUCAUACCUGACCUCCAGCCUGGAGCAGUGUGAAAAAAAGCACAAAGAAGCGGUCGCCAAGGCUGCCAGCGACUUAGAGCUCAAGCAAAAGGCUCAUGAUGACAAGGUAGAGCAAAUACUGAUUGAGAAGAAACGACUGAGCGAGCAGAAGACACUGCUGGAUGAAAAACUGGCCCUGAGAGAGAAAGAGAUUCAGAUGCUGAAGGAAUCGAUGCCCAAGACUGGUCCACUAACCGCUGCUUCGCCGCAGAGUGUGCCUCAGCAGGGGAGACCGGCUGCAGCGAACUGGCCGGUCAACGGCUCAGCUGGAGUCAGUAAUGCUCCAAUUGUUGGUUGAAAGGAGCCAUCCGUCCAUCCACUACCUGCUCCAUCCACCUCUGGCACAGAAACAGACUCCAGUUCUAAUGUACAUCCUUCAUCUCUUAAUGAACAUGUUUAUAGAACAAUUUGCAAACCCUUGGGGAAACCUGUUAAUAGCUAAUGUAACGCAUCCACCUAUGGUUUUAGGGUUUUAAGAAUAAGAACACAAUUAAAACAAUCUGAAUUUCACCAGGUCGUAAAGUUAUUUCAGGCUUACUUUAAAGGUACAUAAAAUGUAAGAAAUUCCACAUAAAACAAAACCAAGCAGAAAUAGAAAAGCUUUGUGUUUCUGUUGCAUGUAAGAGGAGAAGGUUAGCAGCCAGGUGUUUCUAACUGAUUAUCUGCAAGUACAGUCUCUUUUCUGAAGGGCAGGACUUCUACCUGACUGCUGUGUUCAGGUAUAAAUUUAUUUGAUUAAAAAAUUUAAAGUUUUAAGAGCAGUAGGAUUAAAGAAGCAGAUAUCAGACUAGAAAAAGCUAGAAAAGUAUUUUGAACAUAGUUGAAAUAAUUUCUUCUAAUGCACCACGAGACUCCAAAUUUACAUAUUCAAUGUAAAUUUUAAGAUGGGACAACUUUGCUUUUCUGUACGGAUGAAAAGAGGCAAUGCUGCACAGCACCACGUCAGGCCUGGAGGUGGAGUGGUAAUGGUAAACAGUUGUACUUGGAUGGUGCUUUAUUAAGUCCCAGAAAGCUAAAGAGCUUUGAGCCACAACCAGUGUGGAAAGCAAGUGAAAAGCAAGUAAAAAGUUCUUGCCAAGGACACAACCACUGAGACGGGUUACAGGAUGAGCUCUUCCUGUGCCCGUGGAGCCUUCAAUGAUUUGGCCUGUAACGCUUCCACCAGAAUUGAGCACAUUGCAGCAGAAUCAAAGAUGGACCUGUGUGUCCAGCAGCAGCAUUGAAAAAUAGCACAAAAUUGCUCUUAGAAGCUGUGAAGUGAGGGCAGCUAAAGGUGGCUCUAAAAGCUACUGCAUCAUGAGGUGCAUUCCGUGCAUUCUCUUACCCCCAACAUUUUCUUCUUUAUCAUAUGGCUUCAUAUAUUUAUCCGUAGAUACUUCAAAUCUGAAUUACUUUAUUGAGAGCAUUUAGGGUUUAAGUAAAAAAAAAAAAAGUGAACCUGGUAAAUAUUAAAUUCUUAUUGUUUUACAAUACUUAAAACCAAACAAGUGUGCUCUGGUUUCCUUUUCUCACAUGUCUGCUGUAUUAAUGUCACCCUUUCAAUAUGUAAAGAACAAAAAACUGAGUGACACAUGUGUAAAUAUUUUUUUUUGAGUGUCGCUCACAGACUAAAAAUGGCCUCUGACUCACUCUGAAACAUUAUUGUCCUCUUAUUGUCUGAGCAGCAGUAAAAAUGUAGACCAGGAUACAGACAGCAGCUAAUCUUGCCUGCUAUAAGCUAAAAUAGCCACAUUUAUGUUUCCUCUUGACUCAUGGAUUAUACCACAACCUGCCUGCAACAGUACAGACGUAAACACAUCAUCAAAUCUGCAGCCGGUGGCUCUGCUUCUAAUUUUAGUGUUUAUGGUGGGCUUAAAAAAGGGUUGAAACUAUUAAGCACCCAUUUUAUGGCUAAUUUUAUAGUUUAAGUAACUAAUAUAGGAACCAUUCUCUAGCUUUACAGCUUCCUUUUCCUUCCAGAAGCAAAGUGUACAUUGGUUUCUGUGACUGGAAACAGAUGCAGGUCUUUUUUACGAUUAUUAGGGGCUCAUUCUGGUACACAUGAAGAAGGAAGGGGAAAAUAUAGAAACAUCGUAAAAAGGAAACUGUACUUAUGUUCAGGAUCAGGUGGAGAUAUAAAGACUGUAAAUAUUGUACAGAUGAUCAUUUCACGCUGCAGAUUUUUCUUGAUUAAAAUCAUGUUUUUUAUUCUGAAAUUGUUUUUUUCCUCCUACUAACAUAUAUAAAUGUAUACAAAUUGAAAUAUCUAGCACACAAUGUGAUGUAAUGUUGUUAACUUGCGUGAUAGCAUUAAACCGAUGUAUUAAUGUGAAACUUGAUUUUAAACAGCUUGACUUCUCCUAAAUAUGUAAAUGUAGAUGUGUCUGUAACUUGUUUGUGCUUGUAACUGUGAUAUUAUUGUUAAAUAAUUAAAAUAACUUUAUUCAGUCAAAAGUCAAA
This is a messenger RNA of Cyprinodon tularosa, 3605 nucleotides long. RefSeq names its product plasmalemma vesicle associated protein b (gene plvapb). The record is from RefSeq and is a predicted model, not a curated record. NCBI's taxonomy places the organism in Eukaryota, Metazoa, Chordata, Actinopteri, Cyprinodontiformes, Cyprinodontidae. Gene Ontology annotation, cellular component: caveola. The coding region runs from base 196 to 1464 and encodes 422 amino acids. Gene Ontology annotation, biological process: regulation of vascular permeability; positive regulation of cellular extravasation. The transcript has 9 exons.